Xyrauchen texanus (razorback sucker) is the source of this 2063-nucleotide messenger RNA. RefSeq names its product snail family zinc finger 1a (gene snai1a). Bases 191 to 949 code for a protein of 252 amino acids. The record is from RefSeq and is a predicted model, not a curated record. Gene Ontology annotation, biological process: regulation of DNA-templated transcription. NCBI's taxonomy places the organism in Eukaryota, Metazoa, Chordata, Actinopteri, Cypriniformes, Catostomidae. The transcript is spliced from 3 exons. Gene Ontology annotation, molecular function: DNA-binding transcription factor activity, RNA polymerase II-specific; RNA polymerase II cis-regulatory region sequence-specific DNA binding.
ACUUACUCUGUCAGACUAUUUUAAGUAAGAACAGAGUCACUAAUUGUAGUCCAUUGCUACAGAUCGGUGUUCCAUGUUGCGAGAAGUAAGGUCGAUGCAUUAUAUGACUUCUCCUUGAGUGGGACAUUUUUGCGAGACAUUUUGCUUCUGAAAAUAACUGGACUGGAGCACCAUAACUUGAGAGUUCAGUAUGCCUCGCUCUUUCCUGGUAAAAAAGUAUUUCACCAGCAAGAGGCCAAACUACAGCGAGUUGGAAUGUCAAAAUGACAGAUACCCGCUUGCAGAACUCCCAGCAGUCAGCAAUGACUUUCCUGUGACUUGCUUGACCACUGGACUAGUAUGGGACAUCACCUUGUUACCUUCCCUGCAUGAUCCCACAUCCCCGACCACCCUCUCCACUAGCCAGGGCCCACUGGACCUCAGCUCGCCCUCCAGUGUCAGCUGCAGCAGCAGUGGGGAAGAAGAUGAAGGACGCACAUCAGAUCCACCAAGCCCAGAUUCCUCAGACACCUACCACCCACAGCAGACGAGCAGACCAAGACGCAACACCAAAAACAGGGCAGCGCAGAGGGAGGACAAGAGUGAAGAAUCUGUCCCCACGACCCGUCCAGCCUUUUUCUGCAAGCACUGUCCCAAAGAAUACAACAGUCUCGGAGCUCUGAAAAUGCACAUCCGCUCACACACACUACCAUGUGUCUGCCCCACCUGUGGAAAAGCCUUCUCCCGACCCUGGCUGUUAAGAGGACACAUUCGCACACAUACAGGUGAGCGUCCAUUUUCCUGCCAGCAUUGUAACCGUGCCUUUGCUGACCGUUCUAACCUGAGGGCGCACCUGCAAACCCACGCAGAUGUGAAGAAGUACCAGUGUGGCACCUGUUCUCGCACCUUCAGCCGCAUGUCCUUGCUGCAGAAACACACCGCAGCUGGCUGCUGCCCCUCCACCGCUUAAAGGCACCGGGUCACUGGGAGCCAUCGUAUGAAAGAAAGUGGAAAAGCAACAUUUCUGUGUUGCCAGGUGGUGCUAAUAGGACAUUGUGCCUCGUGAGAUAAUAAUGACUGUGUGCCUCUCUUCUCAACAACCACACAUAUGGGACCGGAGAUGGACAACAUAGCUAAAACAUUCAAGAAAACUUCCUAAACUUAACAUGGUUGAUACAUUCCACAUUGCUAGAUAAGUUUUGGACUUGUUUUUCUUAACCAAAAUACUACAAAUGAAGGAAUUAUGAGAGAUGUACUGCAAAUUUAAGUAUAAUAGCUGCCCUAAAAUGCCUCUUUGUGCCAUUCGGUUACGAGUACUGAACCAGGGACAGCUGCUGUCAGGUUGGGGGUUGACUCGCUAUGUUUGGGUAUGUCUCUCAGCAUGACAUACACAUACAAAACAUAUGCACACAGAUAGACAGCUGUUCUGUGGUGCGGAGGCAGUGUGCUAACAGGUGUUUUAGCCCUGACGGUCACAUCUCUGAUAACAGGUGGUGUCUGCAGAUUUCUUUAGAAACACAUUUGGGAAGAGCCAUAAAGAAGUGGAGCUGACUGUGUUUUUAGUUGGUUUUAUUGGGGAUGUAACCUGCAUGCGCAAAAUUUGCCUUGAUCUCAUUUCUUAUUUUUGUACCAAUGUCUGUUUUUACCACUCCUUUUGUAUACUUCCUUUUUGUUGGAUCCGGGGACAUAAGAGUUUUAAAAUGCACUCUAAUUUACCAAAGAGUAUUGAAGUCCUGUCAUUUUUUAUUAACUAAUGAUUGGACGGCAAAGCCAUGUUUGCAAAAUUUUUCCUUUUUAUAAUUUAAAGAUGUUUUCUUGUACCUCAAUGUUUUUCUAGUGAUGAGCGCAAACACUUUUUUUUUAUUUUUUAUCUGAUGUGAAGAAAAGGAAAUCGCACAUUCUUCUGUCCAUUAUGCAUGUGGACAUAACGGCUGUAAUGUGUUGCUAUGUAUUGACAUCAGAAACUGUGCAUGAAAUGUUUUUUUUAGUUCUGUGCAAUGAUUAUAUAUAUUUGUUUCAUCUUUCUGUAUUUGUCCAAAUCAUUUCCAUCCAAUAUCCAUCCAAUAAAAAUAAUUUAAGUUUAU